AUGGCGGAUCCCAAGGUCAAGGUCAAUGGCCAUGGUCAUACCAAUGGCAAUGGCACUGUCACUCCUGAAAAAACACCCAACACCAACAAACAAAACAAUAAUACCAACUCCAAUACCAACGCCAAUAAGCACACUAAGCUAUGGCAGCUCCUCGCUCUAGCAAAGGAAGUCUCCAAAGAUGUCGGCUCCAUAGAAGACUUUGAGAAAUCCGCCGAAGAGCGCAAAGCCCUUGAAGCAGACCUCGAAGCCAAGCAAGGCGAAGUCAAGCGCCUCCGCGAAUUCAACGACAAGAUCGUGCGCGAGUUCUCAGAGCACAAAGCCGCAGCCAGCGCAAAGACAGACAUGAUAUUUGCAGAGUUUGAACAAAAGUACAAGACGUACGAGUCCGAAAAAGCGGCCGUUGAGGCUAUGGAGAAGGAAGUACAAGAAGCAAGAGAGAAACUUGCUGAAGCGGAGAAUAGAGCGGGUGAAGCGGAUAAGUUGAGGAAGUUGCUGAAUGCGUCGGAGAUGCAUGCUAAGAACCAUGCUGCUGAGAUUAGGGAGAUGAAUGCGGAGUGUGAGUUGCAUCGGUCGCAAAUGCAGACUGGUGCUGAGGAAUUGGAGAGUGUGAAGGGGAAGUUGGGUAAGGCGCAGAGUGAUCUUGGAGAGGGCAUUUUGAGGGAUUAUGGAUCUGAGGAGGUCAAGAAGCUGCGCUCUGAUCUUCAGGAGUUGUCGAAGAAGGUUCAUGAUUUCGUGAACGAGUACUUCAACUUCCACGACGGUGCAGUCGACUCCGCAAGCGAGAUCCAAGAACUCCUCGCCCGCUUCCCCAAAAUCCCCAUCUCAACCCGCACCACAAAAGCAGCCGCAAAGAUGCGCUGCGCCGUCGCAGACGCAGUAAUCUCCGAAACCCUCCUCUCUCACAUAUUCGUCCCCUUCUACGUAUCCCACGACAUGCGUACCUCAGCAUCCAGCAUGCUAGGCUUCUUCAAAGGCGACGAGCGCCGCGAGACCGUGUACCGCUGUCAAAUUCUCGGCUCCCUAGCCGACUCGGAACAAGUCGAGACUAUCCAAGAGGAUAUUGUCCGUAAAGCGAGCAAUGAGGUGCGAACGGCUCUUCAUCCGCUUGUCGUGGCGUAUAAACAGACUGGGUUCUUUAGUGCUGUACCGGCACUGUUUAGACACGCUGUUGCACUCUGGGCAGAUGCGCAGCGCUCGAGGGAUAUGAUCACUGCUGAACUGCCCGACGAGGAAGAUUCGCGAGGUGCGGGACAGUACGAUGACUACGACGUCGGUAAUGCCAUCACUCGCAAGCCUGUUAAGGGAAGUCCCAAGCCUGCUGUCCUCGCAGUUCUGUUCCCUCAGUUUGUAUGCCGUGACGAAGUCAUCGCUGAGGGAGUCGUGCUUCGAUCUGAUCAAGCUACUGUCGUUGAGGCCAUGGAGGAAGGUCAGAAUGGGAGUGCGGGUGGGGAUAAGAAGAAGCCGGGAACUAAACGUAGGUCUUCUGCUGAGCCGAAGUCGCCGCUUCGGAGAUGA
Fusarium coffeatum is the source of this 1515-nucleotide messenger RNA. RefSeq lists its product as uncharacterized. Bases 1 to 1515 code for a protein of 504 amino acids. The record is from RefSeq and is a predicted model, not a curated record. NCBI's taxonomy places the organism in Eukaryota, Fungi, Ascomycota, Sordariomycetes, Hypocreales, Nectriaceae. The transcript has 3 exons.